UCGCAGACCCCACAAGUAAUGAGCUUUCUUGCGUUUCUGAAGUAAAUGAAAAAAAAGCAGUAAAUGGUCACCUUCUCACACAGUCAGUCUCUCUCUCUCCCUUUCUCCCUGUAUUUAUAUUUGUCUCAGCAAGCUGUUCUAAAGAAAGAUAACAAAAAAAACAGAGCUUUGCUCAACAUGGUUUGAGUUCUUCCCUUUUCAGAAUCUUGAGCUUCCCUACUGUUAGAGGAAAUGGAGAAGAAGAUUUUUCCUUCUAGAAUUGUUUGGUUCACAUUUAUUCUGGCAUUCUUUCUACCUAAUUCUGAAGGGGCUUCUUCACCUUCCUCCUAUUUGAUUGGUCUUGGGAGCUAUGACAUAACAGGGCCAGCUGCAGAUGUGAAUAUGAUGGGAUAUGCUAAUCUGCAGCAAAUUGCAUCUGGGAUUCACUUCAGAUUGCGAGCUCGAACAUUUAUAGCUGCAGAGCCAAAAGGAAAUCGUGUAGUUUUUGUAAACCUUGAUGCUUGUAUGGCUUCCCAAAUUGUUACUAUUAAAGUACUUGAGAGACUAAAAGCAAGAUAUGGGGACCUUUAUACAGAACAAAAUGUUGCCAUUAGUGGUAUUCACACUCAUGCUGGCCCCGGAGGCUAUCUUCAAUAUGUUGUGUACAUUGUAACAUCUCUUGGAUUUGUGCGUCAGUCGUUCGACGUUCUUGUUGAUGGCAUUGAGAAAAGCAUUAUACAAGCUCAUGAGAAUCUUAGACCAGGAUCAAUAUUUGUGAACAAAGGAGAGCUCUUAAAUGCUGGUGUGAGCCGCAGUCCUAGUUCUUAUCUCAACAAUCCUGCAACUGAGCGAAGUAGAUAUAAGUAUGAUGUAGAUAAAGACAUGACUUUGAUAAAGUUUGUAGAUAAUUAUUGGGGUCCAGUAGGUGCCUUUAAUUGGUUUGCAACUCAUGGAACUUCCAUGAGCCGUACAAACUCGUUAAUUAGUGGUGAUAAUAAAGGAGCUGCAGCACGAUUUAUGGAGGAUUGGUUUGAACAGAAAGCUUCUAAAAAUCUGAACUUCAAUGAGUCUGGAAUUGACAGUGUCCCACGAAGGGUCUCAAGUUUAUUUCAGGAUCCCAACAUAGAUAGAAAUGAAUUAAUGAAACUUGCUGCCUCCUUUCAGUCUUCCCAAGGGCAGCCUGUGACAAGGCUUUUGAGUUCAUCUAAGAGGGUCAGGAAUGCUUUAAGGAAACCUGACAGGCCUCAAUUUGUAUCUGCAUUCUGCCAAUCGAAUUGCGGGGAUGUUAGCCCCAAUGUUCUUGGUGCAUUUUGCAUAGACACUGGAUUGCCAUGUGAUUUUGAUCACAGUACCUGCAAUGGCAAAAAUGAACUAUGUUAUGGUCGCGGUCCAGGAUACCCUGAUGAAUUUGAGAGCACUCGUAUAAUUGGAGAAAGGCAAUUUAGAAAAGCAGUAGAGCUGUUUGACACAGCAACUGAGAAGCUGAUAAGGAAGAUUAGAUACCGUCAUGCAUACAUAGACUUUUCCAGACUAAAGCUUUCAAUUCCUCAAGCAGGAGGGAGUGUUAAGGUAGUGGAAACAUGCCCUGCUGCAUUGGGCUUUGCAUUUGCAGCAGGAACCACUGAUGGGCCGGGGGCUUUUGAUUUCAAGCAGGGAGAUGAUCAGGGGAAUGCCUUUUGGAGAUUAGUGAGAAAUGUGCUGAGAACACCAACACAAGAGCAAAUCAAAUGUCAGCGUCCCAAGCCUAUUCUUCUUGAUACUGGGGAAAUGAAGGAGCCAUAUGACUGGGCUCCCUCAAUAGUUCCAGUUCAGAUUUUGCAGAUUGGGCAACUUGUCAUUCUCAGUGUACCUGCAGAGUUCACAACCAUGGCUGGCAGACGCCUUCGUGAGGCUGUCAAAACAGUGCUUAUUAAUGAAGGAAAAGGUGAAUUUGACAGAAACAUCCAUGUAGUCAUAGCAGGGUUGACUAAUACAUAUUCACAGUACGUUACAACCUUUGAGGAGUACCAGGUUCAGAGAUAUGAGGGAGCCUCCACUCUUUUUGGACCACACACACUUGAAGCUUACAUUGAAGAGUUCAAAAGUCUAGCCUCAGCUUUAAUUGGUGGGCAAACCAUUGAACCAGGGCCACAACCUCCAAACCUCCUCGAAAAACAAAUCAGCUUACUGCCUCCAGUUAUAGUGGACUUGACUCCUCCUGGUGUGAACUUUGGAGAUGUAAAAACUGAUGUCCCUCCAAAGUCCACUUUCAAGAGGGGUAGCAUGGUUUCAGUCACCUUCUGGUCUGCCUGCCCCAGGAACGACGUCAUGACUGAGGGCACAUUUGCACUGGUUGAGUAUAUGCAGGAUCACAUGACAUGGAGUCCAGCCUAUGAUGACGAUGAUUUCAGCCUUCGGUUCAAGUGGUCAAGACCCAAGAAACUUAGUCCUCAGAGCUAUGCAACCAUAGAGUGGAGGAUCCCAGAAUCUGCAGCUUCUGGUGUAUACAGGAUAAGCCAUUUUGGUGCUUCUAAAGCACUUCUUGGGUCAGUCCGCCAUUUUACAGGUUCUUCCAGCGCUUUCAUAGUGGCAUGAGGAGGCUGCAAAGCACAUAAAAGUCUUCAUUCAGUCCAUACUUUUCUUUGCUUAUUGUUUGGACCAACAAUGAUAUAUUCUUGUAGUUUAUUUAACAAAGAGAACACAGAAUUAUAUGGUCUUGCUUCUGGCACUGAAUCUAUUGUAGUUGCUGGAAUGAAAUCCAAAACUAGGAAAUCAACAAUAGAAAACUACCCUUUAUAUAUUUACAGGCAGGGAAUGAAUACUAGUCUGCUUCAUCAGAAAUAGACAAGCAUGCAAUGGAGAUUGUACUACUAAUCCAACAAAAAAAGUGGACUAAAACAAAUAAUAGUUGAUUAUAUUUGCUUGAUCAUUA
Humulus lupulus (European hop) is the source of this 2890-nucleotide messenger RNA. Its product is annotated as neutral ceramidase 2. Gene Ontology annotation, cellular component: extracellular region. Gene Ontology annotation, biological process: long-chain fatty acid biosynthetic process; sphingosine biosynthetic process; ceramide catabolic process. The transcript has 10 exons. Bases 232 to 2553 code for a protein of 773 amino acids. The record is from RefSeq and is a predicted model, not a curated record. Gene Ontology annotation, molecular function: N-acylsphingosine amidohydrolase activity. NCBI's taxonomy places the organism in Eukaryota, Viridiplantae, Streptophyta, Magnoliopsida, Rosales, Cannabaceae.